Messenger RNA from Lepisosteus oculatus (spotted gar), 3048 nucleotides. The record is from RefSeq and is a predicted model, not a curated record. NCBI's taxonomy places the organism in Eukaryota, Metazoa, Chordata, Actinopteri, Semionotiformes, Lepisosteidae.
UGUUUUGCUCUGAUCAUUCGGAUUCCCGACUUUUUAAGUUAAGUGGUUGUGAUUCAGAACACUGUACAGAGCGUAAACCUUUCCCCAACUUUUCCUUCCCAAUAAAAUACAAUAAUUCUGAAAUUUAAUAAAGAUGACAAAUAUUUAACGAUUGAGGUACGGAUUAUAUCCUCCACACGAAUCGUGGAUUUUUCAUUCUAAUCACGUUUUAGGCAGUUCCAUUUCAAACCAAUACGACUAAUACUUUAACUAGUGUACUCACGCUAUAAAGUGAAUUUGGAUUAAAUUGCCAGGGUUUCCUUACAGUAUUCAAUUAGUUGAAUUUAAUUUCAAAAUCACACAAUCUACAAAUAUAACUGUUUGGGAUGCACUGAUCUAAAACAUAGUUACAAAAUCAAUAAUGAUAUCUAUAUGGGUGAGGUACAUAAACAGUUAAUCCGUCAUGUUCUGCAAUUGAAAGGAAACUCAGGAGCUAAUUUGAGCACGUGCAGGACUCUAGGGGUGUCAGAUGUCAGCACUGCGCUUAUAAAACAGUUUGAGGGAGGACUUGUGUAACAAUCACCCAGUUGGUUUGGUAACAUUGCCGUGUAAGUUAGAGAAGCACACAGACACACAUCAGUCACUUAGGUAUACUUGAAACGGCAGCUUCACUGAAGUAAAUAUAUUAAUAUAUGGAAAAGGCAGAGACUAGUUUCAUACUGUUUAGCUCUGUAAUGAAAAUAUGAACAUAUUUAAUUGGAAUCCACACUUAGAACAAAUCUAAAAACAGGCAUAGCUUUAUUUUGAAUGCACAACAUAGGGGACACAAAAGAGAUAAACAGCUCCCAGAGAAUCCUGCGAAAAACUAUCAUCCGUGGGAUCACUACAAUUCCUGACCCAUUGGAUUGCAGAGCUAGUAAGAAAUCUUUUUAAAGAAGUGUACCAGGAUGGGGAAUUUGAUUGCUCUUUGUCAAGGGGAUACAGAGUGAUUCCAAAAAAAAAGAAGAAGGAGGAAGAUCAAGAUCAAUCAGAAGCAGCAUCGUGCGGCAAAGAGCGGAAAACAAGAUAUUGACCGAAAAAGAAAAUCAAUAAACAGAGACCAAGGGAGUGUAUGCUCAGCACGCGCUCAACAGAAGCCCUAGCUCCCUGAAGGAUGUGUGACACAGGGGGAACAGUGACGCUCCUGACCCAGGUCCAGCAGAUGAUGGCUGAACUGCAGCUGGGCGAGCUGGACACAGAGGAGUUCUUCUGUCUCACUUUGUCCUUGCUGGGCCAUCAGAACACACAGGAGCAGUUCCUGGAGCUGAUAGAGCCUCUGGCACUAAGACAUGAGAAAGAGCACAUGUGUCUCACUACCAUCUUCCUGGAGUACUUCACACAGGCUCAGGCCCCAGGUGUGGAGGAGGAAGAGGUGGAAGUGGCUCUGGCUCUGUCCCUGCAGGAGCUGGGAGUGAGCAAACAGGAGAAACCCCAGCCUUCCUCACAUCCCGGAGCAAGGGAAUCACAGAGGGAGACUCCAUUCCAAUCAGGGAGUACGGACGUCUGCGUCAACGUUGCUGGUGAGGCGUCUCAGCCUGGGGCGGGCCAAGGUGUCCAGGCAUUGAAGGCAACCAGUUCCAGUGGAGAAUGCGAUCCCAGGCUGGAGCAGCUCAGCAGCAAAGGCUGUCAGCCUCCCAGCAGGGAAAGGGCAGGUGGUACACCGCCGGGCAACACUAGCCAACCAGAUGGGUCCCGGUCCUCCAGGAGGAGGAGAACCAGGAAAAAAGCUUCUUCAGUUCAUCGAUCCCCCUCCAUGCCAAGACCCGUCCUAGUGUGGAUCAGACGGGACCUCCGCCUGUCUGAUAACCCUGCUCUGGUUGGCUCCCUGGAAUUAGGGGCCCCUGUUAUACCAGUUUUUCUUUGGUGCCCCAGAGAGGAGGAGGGCCCCGGUGUCACUGUGGCAGUGGGCAGUGCCAGUAAGUACUGGCUACAUCAUGCCCUGCUGUGCUUUAUCCAGUCCCUGCACAAGUUAGGCGGCCACCUGGUGACACGGCGAGUGGAGACAACAACCCAGCAGGCUUUGCAGAGCCUAGUCUCUGAGACCGGGGCUGACACACUCUUGGCCAAUGCGUUGUAUGAGCCCUGGCUAAAGGAACGCGAUGAACUGGCAUUUUCAGCACUAGAAAGCCAAGGGGUGAAGUGUCACCUGUACCAUUCAUACUGCUUGCGAGAGCCAGGGUCGGUCUGCACUGAGGGAGUUGGGCUCAGAGGAAUUGGCUCCGUCUCCCAUUUCAUGAGCUGCUGUCAGCAUAACCCUGCUCCAGGCCUGGGAUCAGUCCUCCAGGCCCCUGCCACCCUCCCAGUGCCCUCUCAGUGGCCCCAGUCCGGUCCACUGGAUCAGCUGGAUCUGGCCAAGAUGCCACGCAGAAAGGAUGGCACAACAGUUGACUGGGCUGCUACGAUCCGCAGCUCCUGGGACUUCAGUGAGGAGGGAGCUCAUGCCCGGCUGCAGGAUUUCCUCUGUGAUGGUAAAACGUCAGGCACUAACUGUUCAGCAGAACCACACAAACCAGAACAAUUUGGUUGCUGAAACCAUUUUCCCCCAGGCCACCUCACGGGCCAUGUCUGCCUGGAACAGAAGUUUCCUUAAACAUUUGGCAUUAUCCUGGAAAGUAGAGGCAACACAGACCUUGAAUUCAAGAUCAAUUCCCCCCGUACUUUUCCAGUUUGUCUAGUACUAAGGGAAAUGUCUGAAACCAAUGGAAGAAACACAUCGAAUACCACAUGAGGUUGUAUCAGUCCAGGUGACAUCUUAGAAGUGCUGUUUGCAGUGAGAGCUUCGACCACAAGAUGGCAGUGUAACAUGACAAGUGGCAACUUCGUGACAUUUCAGUUUUUGUGAGAAAACUAGAUAGUUCCAAUCCAGAAAUAUGCUCCUCGCUGAAGGUAGUAAUCAAUAUCAAAUAAAGCUGUACAGGACACCGGUCCAUCACAGGGCACACACAGACACGAACACACUCACACCAGGGUAGGUUUUCCAAGAAGCUCAUGAAACUACCAGUAUAUCUCCACUUUGAGAGGAACUCAGAG